This is a messenger RNA of Salpingoeca rosetta, 576 nucleotides long. RefSeq lists its product as uncharacterized. The record is from RefSeq and is a predicted model, not a curated record. Bases 1 to 576 code for a protein of 191 amino acids. Lineage: Eukaryota; Choanoflagellata; Craspedida; Salpingoecidae. The transcript is spliced from 3 exons.
AUGACAUCAUUCCUCACACGCUACUCGUGGUUGAAUGUUGCGCUGCCUUGGCUCACCACAGAACGCUCGCAGUCGCCACCAUCGCCACCGUCACCGCCCUCUCCGUCCCACGAUGAGGCCUCCUCCGCAUCCCACGAUGGCCGCUGGGCAAACAUGCGCGCGCGGUUCAGCCCGUGGAACCGGCUGCUGUUUGCACUUGGUCGACAGCCCGCCGUGCGCCCGCAGGAGUCGCUCGAGGACGACGAGUACGAGUAUGGAGAUGACUAUGACGAUGAGGACGGCGAUGAGGAGAGUGGAGGCGACUCCCAAGGCGGCGACAGUGCCGGGAGCGAUGGUGCACUUGGCACGAGCUACGGCAACGACGUGCAGCUGUGCCCGCACACGCAGCAGCACACCGUGGAUCUGUGCGCACUCCCACCAGCUAACGGCACCACCACCACCACCACCACCACCAGCAGCGGCAGUGCUAAUGGCAAUGGCAAUGGAGGUGUGGAGGACCACCAAGCCCAUGCACUGCAUGCACAUGCACGAGGCAGCGUCGAGUUUGUGGGGCACCAGGGCAGCAGGCGCAAGUGA